AUGUCACCGAAAUCACGCCCAAUCUUCGAAACACAACCCAAACUUGGCAUAUGCCUGUCCGCACCAUACUGCAUCAUCGAAGUCCAUUUCCACGAGUCAAGCCCAGAGCACCCUAUCAAAAGAUCGACCACACGAUCUCCUCCUUCCGGCAUCCCGCUGUGCCGCAUCCCUCUCCACUCUCCCGCCGCAAGCCCGGGCCCCCAUCCCCCACCAAUCCUCCCGCAAGAAACCCAUCCGUUCACAAAACUCAGACCAAGGCACAUAGUAUCCCCUUCCUCCCCUUCUCCAUUUUUCUACCCACGCCAGCCCGUUCACCGUUACGUCGGACCCACGCAGGCCGUCACCAACAGCCUCGCACCUCGCUUGGGCUGCUCCCCCGACACCGGCGCGCCGCUGAUCGCUGCUCGCGCUGCAACUGCCGUGUGA
Molecule: messenger RNA, 426 nt
Organism: Mytilinidion resinicola
Lineage: Eukaryota; Fungi; Ascomycota; Dothideomycetes; Mytilinidiales; Mytilinidiaceae
Exons: 1
Coding region: 1-426 (141 amino acids)
Source: RefSeq, a predicted model, not a curated record